This is a messenger RNA of Brassica oleracea var. oleracea, 1233 nucleotides long. RefSeq lists its product as uncharacterized. The coding region runs from base 25 to 1233 and encodes 402 amino acids. NCBI's taxonomy places the organism in Eukaryota, Viridiplantae, Streptophyta, Magnoliopsida, Brassicales, Brassicaceae. The record is from RefSeq and is a predicted model, not a curated record. The transcript is spliced from 6 exons.
UCUAAAUAAUAAAAAAGCUUACUAAUGUUUUUUUUUCGUAGGGAUGAACCACCUCCUCUUAUAGUUAGACGUCGUUUUCGCCGGGGUACUUCUUCAGUCACUCAGAGUACGUCACCCGCUAGUAGCCCAGUUGCAGCUACCACUCCUCCAGCAGCCCCCACCCCUCCAGCAGCCCGCACCCCCCCUUCUGUAGCUUCCGGCCCUUCUCAAAGUUCAAGAGGAGGAGGAUUGCCUACUACGAUGACUGUUGCGGAGUUAGUUAGGCUACCUGGCCGAGAAUCGCUUCAGCGCCUUGAUCCAAAUUAUCUUAUUGUCCCAAACACCACUUGGUUUGAUUUGUCUGGCAAUGGUAUCACCAACAGCCUUCUUAGGAUGGAGUACACGAUGCUAAAGCGUGGUUAUCCAACUUUCUAUGACAUGCCUGCAGAAGAUCAAGAACUCUGGUUUCGGCAAUUUGCGGUAUAUGUUCUCAAUUUUAUUUUGCAGCAAGAGUUCACUUGGGAAUCAGGGAUUACCGAACAAGUGAAAAUUGUUUUCCGCCGCAAAGCAGCUUCGCACUACACCAAGCGGAUCAAUGAGUGGAAGCAAAAAUUCGAUGUUGGUGAGGUCCCGAAGCACAUCAACCCAGACGUUUGGCGGGAUUUGUGUGGUCAUUGGACGAAAGAUGAGACAAAGUCUUUGUCGACAAUCAACUCGCAAAAUCGGUGUAGCAGCCGUGGCGGGAAAGGGAUGUUUGUCCACAACUUAGGGGCAACAAGUUUACAGACCCGAGCACUUCAGCUAAUGAAGGAAAACGGUGGAGUUCCCGUAGAUGAUUUUACCCUGAUGAAGAACGCCUAUACCAACAAGAAGACUGGGGAGAUUCAGGAUGGACUUAUUAAGGGCGUAAUCCAGGUCGUGGAAAAUCGAAAAGUGGAUCUCCUCGCGACUCAAGCUUCUAUGUGUGAAGAAGGCGAUUCUGCAUCUUCCAACUCCUUAACCGUAGAGCAACUCAACAACCUUGUUCUCGAGGCUGUUCCAAAGAAAAAGGGCCGUUAUGUUGGAUUGGCUCGUUCGACCGGAGGGGCUUCUUCUUCUUCAGCUCACUAUCGACUCUUGGAUACACUCGGUUUUCAUAACAGUGAGUUCUUUGGAUCAAGCAGGCAAGUCAAGGUGAAGGUACUACCAGGAAUCAAGCAGCUUCUCCUAGAUAACUUGCGGGUUGCGACUGAUUGCCUAAGGUUCUUCAUGUGA